This is a messenger RNA of Lolium perenne, 999 nucleotides long. RefSeq lists its product as uncharacterized. The record is from RefSeq and is a predicted model, not a curated record. Gene Ontology annotation, molecular function: zinc ion binding. NCBI's taxonomy places the organism in Eukaryota, Viridiplantae, Streptophyta, Magnoliopsida, Poales, Poaceae.
GAAGCACAAGAAGGAGCCAAGCAGGAGGAGGAUGAAGAGGAGGUAGGAGAAGAAGAUGCUGUCUGCAGAAUAUGCAUGGUGGCGCUAGGUGAAGGGGGCAGUGUUCUGAAGCUGGAGUGCCAUUGCAAGGGCGAGCUCGCUAUGGCGCACCGGGACUGCGCCCUGAAAUGGUUCGGCAUCAAGGGCAACAACAACUGCGACGUCUGCGGCCACGACGUUCUCAACCUUCCCGUUACACUCCGCCGUGUUUGUGACGACGCCCCUCCGCCGCUGGUACUACCAUCUCUCGCUGCUGCCGCAACUCCUGGCAAUGACAAUGGCGGUUGCAGUGGGUUCAGGCGGCACGGCACGGCGAUCCUGGUGGUGGUGAGCAUGCUGGCUUACUUCUGCUUCCUGGAGCAGCUGCUGGUUGACGACCACGGCACCACCGCCCUCACCAGCUCCCUUCCCUUCGCGGGCGUCCUCGGCCUCUUCUCCUCCCUCAUCAUCACCAAGAUGGUCUCCAGGAGAUACGUCUGGAUCUACUCCGCCAUCCAGUUCCUCUUCAUCGUCCUCUUCACCCACCUCUUCUACAGGUACGUGCAGCUGCAGGCCGUCAUCGCCAUCAUCCUCUCCACCUUCCUGGGGUCCAGCGUCGCCAUCUGCGCCAACACUGUGCUCCAGAUCAUCAGGUGGAGGUCCAGGCGGUUGCCGCUGACGCAGAUUCACACCUCCAGGCUGCUCAGCCAUAGCAAUAGAUUUUGCUGCAUUCUCCACUCAAGCUCUCUGUUAUCAUUUCUUCUUCCCCUUGUUCUCUCAGAUUUUGUGUAUAUAGCUAGCUGUGGCCUGCCCUUGUUCUCCCAGAUUUUGUGUAUGAAGACAAAGUUUGAAAUACGAAAAAAGAAGGAUGUAAGCAAAGUAUUUCUUGCUUUUAUUCAUUCGAUUCUAAUGUUUGUAUUCUCAACAUACACUUCCAACUGCCCAAAGCUGACACCUACAUUGAGUGGUCCAAUGAUGUGA